UAAACCUUCAGCAUCAGUUGAACCUGUAGAAUUUCAAUCCCAACAAGAAGAAAUCCAAGAACACCUUGAUAACACCUUUGAAGAUAUUCCAAAAACAUUAACAUUGGUAAUAUUAUUGAGAAAAACCAACUGGCACCAUGUCUGCUUUCAAAUUAUCAAGGACAGGAUUUCCUCAAGCUAAAAGAAGAGACAUGAGUAUUUCAUCAGCAAAAGGGAGUAUAUUUUCACAACAGAUGAAAAAAUUAAAAUCAAAUGAUACAAAAAUGGUUGUAGAUACUGAAACUACAUCAAAUCCUAUGCCAGACAUUAAAGUUGUUGAAAAUAUUCAACCAAAACCUUGUUCAAGUAAAGAAAUCAAAAUAAUGACACCUAUAACAUCAGUAAAAGAAGAAAUACAUCUUGAAAACUUGGAAAAAAUGAACAAAAUGACACCCGAAGAGAUAUUAGAAGAAAGAGAAAAACUCAUGUCUACAUUAGAUCCAGCAAUCAUCGCGUUUUUAAAGAGUAAACGACAUCAUACUCAACCUAAAGUAGAAACACGUCAACCAAGCAUUGCGGAACAAAACCAACCGGAGAAUGAAAUAUCAAUCGAAGAGAUAUCACCAGCUAAAGACAUUUUAAGCCAACCAAACUCAGAUAAAUGGAUCAAUUUUGAUCUCUUAGAAGGUAAUAAACUAGCAUGGAUGAAAGACAUGCCUAAACCUGUACUUAAAAAGGACGAAAAGUAUGAAGCAAGGUUCGAUUUCGGUGGUUGGUUAUUACCUUACACACAAGAAUCAAUCAACGAUGAAAAUAGAAUAUUAUACCAUCACGGUGAAGAACCCGCACGCCCUGGGUACACUCUCCAAGAAUUAUUUCAAUUGUGCAGGUCGAAUGUAAUACAACAAAAGAUAAUUGCACUCAACACAAUCGCCGCCAUUUUGAAUCUGCACGCGUCUGGCAUAUACGAUCACAUUAUAGAGUUGCCUAUCGAGCAAAUAUUUUUUGUCUUGCGGUUUUGUUUGGAUGAAAACACGCCAGCAACUUUAAACUCAAGUAUUAAAGCAAUGCGGAAUUUGUUUUGCAAUACAAUCGAUGAGACUUGUUUAGAUUGUAUGCUGGGUUUUGGUUUAGGUAAAAUACAACCUGUGUUGUCUGUUGAUGAAGACGUUGAUGAUAAUACAGUCAAUGAUCAACAAUUGGCUGAACAGAAUUUAGUCAAGUGUUUAUUUCGUAGUGGAAUAUUAAUCAGAAUAAGAUAUAUUAUUAAUGUGGUCAAACCAAGUGACAUUGAAACGAUUGUUAAUUGUUUGGAUAUUCUGAUUAGACUAGCAAGAGAUUCUGAUUUUAUUGCACGGGAAUUGUAUGAGUUUGAUGGAUUGAUUGAGAGUGUUGUUGGUAAUUUCAUGCCGAAAGUAUUUUCAACAGUGCAAUCAACAACGGCUUAUAACACACCAAUGAUUCAAGCUGUCAAAUUAAUGCGUGUUCUUGCAAGUAGAAACGACAAAAUGGCGUCGCAUUUGGUAAACAAGUAUAAAGUACUUGAUUCUGUUGCAACGUACUUAUCAAAUGAAAAUUUGUCAUUGAACACUGCUGGAUUAAAACUUCAAAUAGAAUCUCUACGUUUAUGGGAAACCUUAGCGUUUUGGGGCUUUUCACUUGAUUAUUUCAAAGUUUUACGUCCGAUUCUCUUGCAAUUGAUUGAUUAUCAUGUGAAAAACACCAAUGUUGAUGCAUCAUGGACGAUUCAAACUCAUUUAUCCGCCAUUUUGAAUUUAUUGGCUCAAUUUGCGGUUGUAAAUUAUCAUGGUGUGUUGGAAUAUGUUAAAGUUUUGUUUGAGAGUGGUUUGCCUAAGUGGAUGACACAAUUUUUACAUUUAUCAACGUAUUCUUGUGGAAAAUUGCAAAUUCUUUCUUGUUUAAUUCAUUUAUUAACUGUUAUUUUAAAAUUUCAACCUGCAAAUGUCCAUUUGCCGUGGGAAAAUGUUUAUAAACUAGUGGAGAUGUUAAUUACAUCCGAAACAUUCAAAAUGGUCACUGAAAAUAUCAAAUCAUCAUCGAAUUUUCUCAAUAACUACGAAUUGUUCAAAUCAAGCGACAAUUUAAAGAUGUCUAAAUCGAUUGCAUGGAAUGCCGUUGAUCACAUUGUGCCUGUAUUGCAAACUAAAAGUUGUAUACCGUUUGUAAACAAAAUGGCGGAGUUUAUUGCAGAGAGUACUUCAACAAAUUUGAAAUUAAUGUUUUUACAACAUAUAAACAUAAAUUUAUACUUGAAACACAUUCAAAGUUCUUAUAACUUCUAUCUGACAUCAAACUGGUACACAAAAAUGGAGGCGGAUUUGAUUAAGAGUGUUCUCAAAAUGGCGGUGCACAGCCAGAAACAAUUGGACACAUCUUUAUAUUAUGAAGUAGCAGUGAAAUCUCUGUGUAUAUUCACUGCUGAAAUGAAACCCAGCGUGGAAUAUUUAUUUUCCAACAUAAUAUUCUGUAGAACUUUCUAUCCCAGUGAAGUUUUACUCAAACAUUUAAAUAUUCAAGAUGAUGAUACAUUGAAAACUGCACUGGAGGAUAUUGUAAACAUUCAAAAGGUUUAUGUUGAUGUUUUGGGACUACAACAAAAUGUGAUAGAUCUUCAAAAAGUACGAAGUUUAAAUGUAUCACAAACUAAUAUAAUGCCGCUUGACUGGAUUUACAGUCCUAUAAUCGCGUUAUAUUCAAAUGAACCAUCGAAAAUAUCAGAAGUAGCGCAGAAUUUCAUUAUAUCAAAUUGUUUACGAUGGGUUUACAUCUAUGAGACAUAUUUUCCUGAUUUGGCGAAUAUGAUCAACCCUACCGAUAAGUUUUGUCGACUGGCAUGUACAUAUCUUGGAAGUGACUCGUUGUUUUUACUACCAGAGAUUCAAAACUUGUUAAGGACUUGUUUGAACCAAAUUUUAAGUAAUCACGAUGAUGAUUUAGACUUUGAUAAAGCAAUUCAUGGCCUGAAGAGUUUUCAAGAUUUAUACACGCAACUUCUUGAACAGUAUCAGGGUGUAAGUUAUGGGGAUAAAUUGUUUGGGCAGUUUAUGUUGGUACCACUGGCGCAGCGCCAUAAUGUUAAGUUUAGAAAAGCUAUGUGGUCAGAAUACGCAGCGAUUGUUCAAAUAUUUAACGUUACUGAAGAUGAGUUGAUGACGGAUGUUCAAAAGUAUCUGGACCCUGCUGAAGAAGAUGUCUCGUUAUUAAAGUGUUACCAGAGGACGGUUUCCGUUGGCGCUGUGCGCAAGACGUCCAUUUUCUAUAAAAUCGCAACUCAUCAUGUGAACGCGUUUCGAAAUCUAAACAACGCAUGAAGACAUUUUUUCGACGCCGAUCAGGACAAUGGCAAGGAUUUGGUCGACGAUGACUUUGGGUACCACUACUUGAACAGUGCCCUUUUUCUUUACGGUGUUCUCUUUCUUUGUGUCGAUCUUUAUCUUUAUGAUGUCCUCUUUCUUCAUGCCGAUUUUUAUCUUUAUGAUGUUCUGUUUCUUCGUGCCGACCUUUUUCGUUGUGCCGUUCUUUAUCUUCCCUUCCCAACACUUCGAUGUGCGGAUGCGCUUGUUCUGUCUGCGUGGACACUACCGGUUUCUUUUCUUUCUCGUGCUUAGUUUGUGUUUGUUUUUUACCUUCUGUAUAAUAAUAUAGAUAAAAAAGUAAUAAUAAACAAAUUCCGUUCGUGUUUGA
Molecule: messenger RNA, 3684 nt
Organism: Dalotia coriaria
Lineage: Eukaryota; Metazoa; Arthropoda; Insecta; Coleoptera; Staphylinidae
Product: RNA polymerase II-associated protein 1
Exons: 8
Coding region: 138-3311 (1057 amino acids)
Biological process (GO): transcription by RNA polymerase II
Source: RefSeq, a predicted model, not a curated record